Molecule: messenger RNA, 3357 nt
Organism: Cyprinus carpio (common carp)
Lineage: Eukaryota; Metazoa; Chordata; Actinopteri; Cypriniformes; Cyprinidae
Product: ataxin-7-like protein 1
Exons: 10
Coding region: 1-2550 (849 amino acids)
Source: RefSeq, a predicted model, not a curated record
AUGUUAAAAACCGAAAGAGGUCUCUUUCAAAAAGCGUCCUGUCCCGCGGCAGAAUGGCUCCACCAAUCCGCCAUCACCGGUUUUCCAGCUCGUCUUGUUUACUUUCGUUUUAGCUCGGCGCGCUCGUCUCGUCUGCUCGGCUCACAUCUGUCUUUGGUCUUGUGCCCAGAACACGUGCGCUCGUGGAACGGAGAGGUGUCUCGCUCGGCGGGAGGCAAUGGUAAUGCAUGGAAGGCCCGUUGGCAGCUCGCCCCCUUCCCCUUUCUCUCUCGUCCCCUGCUGCCCCCCUUUGAGAGCGUAGAGCUGCGCGGCAGCUGCAGGGCUGCGAGGGUUCAGCACAGGGGUCAACGACUCGCAGCUAUUCAACUCAAAACACCGCAGCCUAGAAAGAGAAGGCGGGAUGCCUUCAGCCACACAGGAGGCAUGCUAUUCUCUCGUCUUUUUCUCUUUCGCUUUCUGUUUUUUUUCUUCCAUGCUCUCAACCGCCGCGGAGCAGACAGGCUGGGACUGGGCCUUACUAGUGGAUCUUCCUGCAGUCGCUGGCUGGAUGUAAACAAACGUAGCUCAGCUGGUGCCUGUGACUUCCUGUGGCCUUCUUCUGACGGUUGUAUUCGUGUGUCAGAGAGGAGACACUGCUCGCCCAGCAGCUCCAGGACCCCUCUGGUUCCUGUCAAGGCCAAGAUGUCGGUGGGCCAGAGCGAGGUGGAGCCCCUUCCCUUCAGGGUUCCUCGUGAUUACCCACACUCACGCUUCAGCAAGGCGCCGCUGGCCGUCUAUCCACCCAAAGGAGCCCGAGCCAAAGCCUGCGUGUCUUUACCAGUGGUGAGUCUGGAGAAGAUGCCGUGUUUCAACCGAUCGGAGGGAGCACACAUCAAAGUCAACUCCACGUCUCCCACGGCGGGGUCUUCUCUUUCCUUCUCCUCCACGUCUUCCUCUCCAUCUUCCGCUCCUCUCAAGUCCUCCUUGACGUCACCAGCAUCUCAGAAGAACCAGGAGAAGUUCAUGAACGGUCGUGGUCCUGUGACGCCUCGCUCCACCACACCCCCCUCGCUGAUUGACAGGCGGCCCAGCCCAUCACGGUCACCCUUGGAGAAACGGCCCGCCCCCUCGCCCUCCCCACAGGACAGGAGACCCGCGGCCUCCACGUCUCCAUCCCUAUUGGACCGGAGACCGAUAGUCCCUCCUUCUCCACCAGACAAGAAGCAUCAGAAUGGAGCCAAAGGCGUGCGGCACCGGAGAGUGUCAGGGAGAGUGUUUGAUCCUAAUAAACACUGUGGGGUUUUGGACCCAGAGACAAAGCGGCCUUGCACUCGAUCUUUAACCUGCAAGACUCACUCUCUAACCCAUCGGCGAGCCGUCCCGGGACGGUGGAAAGACUUCGACAUCCUUCUAGCGGAGCAUAAGGGACGGCCGAAGGAGACGGGGCAAAAAAAGGAUGUUCAAGCAAGCAGCCAAUCAGUGCAGGUCACACAGUCACAUGACUCAGCAACCAGCCUAUCCACAAGCUGUACCAAUGCCAAGACCACGCCCACUCUCAAACUGCAGCUGGCCAAUUCACACUUACACAGAGCGUCUGGCGGCGGCGGUGCAGUCGUGUUCAGCUCUGCGCCUGUUCCUCCUCCUGAACCCGUGCUCAGCUGGCAGCAAUGCAGCGGAGACGCACGUCUGUCCAGCGAUGAAGGAGAGACCGACCUCCCCGAGGAGUCUGAGAAGCUGCUGUGCCACUAUUCUCCACAGCACCCGAGACCCAUGAGCUGCUGUGCGUUCAGCAGUCGGUUGAUGGGACGGGGGCACUACGUGUUCGACCGGCGGUGGGAUCGGGUGCGGCUGGCGCUCCACUGCAUGGUGGAAAAACACGUCAACUCUCUCAUGUGGAGGAAAGUCCCCCUAGCGGUGGAGAGCAUGACAAGCCCGACUGAAGUUUCUCCCCUUGGCUCUCCGUUUGUCCCCAACCACGCGCUGGCGGCUCCUCUGGACGGCGUCUCCAUGGUCUCGUACUCCACCUCUUUCUCUCAUAACGGCGCUGGGGUUUUCUGCAUCCGGGACCCCGGACCCGGACCAAGACCGCAGCGGAAUAAACCAGCCAAGCUGCCCAAAGCCUCAGGGGAUGGAACGGGACCUAAAAAGCGGAAAGCGCCUCCGGCCUCUGAGUCACGAAAGACCGGGAGCAGCGGGAACAGCUACCAUCUGCCAUUGGGCGCGCCGCACAUCAGUAACGGGACGGCGGCCCUCAGUAUCCGGGCCAAGCCACGGCCAGGGGCCCCGGGGCCGAGGGAGCAGGACAGGUAUGGGAGUGUGGAGCUGUCCCUCCCGCAGGCGCUCACCGGGGAUCACGGGGGCGUCUCGUCCCACAGCCCGCUGCCCUACGGAUCCUCCGAUGGGAGGAAGAGGAAGAGCUCUGGAUCGAGCUCCAGCAGCGACAAACCCAGCAAAAGCAACAAAUCCACAGCACUGGACGGGAUCUUCAGGAAGAGCAGCAGCGCUUUGCUGUCGUCUGUCGCCGAGUCGCCCCACAGCGCCCUCCCCAGACAGCCCAAGGUCCCUCACUGAUGCAGUGUGAGUUUGAGAAGAGCUUGGGACGUCCUGUGAGGUCCUGCCUUGAUCCCACCGCUGCCUCAACGGUUGAGUCACGUCCUCCUUUCCUACAGGGCUUCUUCUGUUCUGAUCCCAUUAGGAAUAAAUGCUUCAUCUGCCAGUUUAUUAAAGAAUGAUUUCUCACGUUUCCUUCAGUAUCAUGCAGAUUCAGAUUUUGUUUUAUCCAGUACACAACACGUUUCAGACAUUCAGCGAUAUGGAGUUUUAUUUUUCUUUUCACGUAGAUGAGGACAACAUGAAGGAAAAGCCUUCAGACUCAACCGUGUCGAUCUAAAGUGCACUUAAUUUCAAGUCUGAGGAGGGGAAAAAAACGUUUCAAACAAGGGAAUAUUUUACAGACGCUUUUUCGGCAAGCUGUAUUUUUCUAAAUUGGAUGAAUUCAGGUUUUUGAGCAUUUGUUUUUGACACACAAGUGUUUGUCGAAUUUAAAAACAAAACAUAAAGAAGCCAGGACUGACACCUCUGUGGUAAAGCAACUUUAACCAGUGAUGAAUUUUGUAUAAUAAUUGAUCCUUUAUUAAUUUUCUAACUGACCUGAUUAGUGCUUCACACGUUGAGCAGAAGUAUAUUUGUAUGCCAUUUUAAAGGUUUAAAGUAUUACAGAGACCCUAUUGUUGGAAAUGUGUGUACAUAUCUUUUAUUAUAAUUGUUUUGUUUUGUAUUUAUUGUUUGUAUCUCUCAGAGGUUCAAGGAUUUAGUGCUUUCUAUCUUCCUCAGUCAUAUGUAUCUUCACAGACCUAAAGAUGGUUGGUUAUGAAAGGG